UGCCCGGAUAAAGAACUUAAAAUUGGAUCUGAAUUUUUCACUUUUAGGAUAAAAAUGCACCAUUUUAUGGAGGAAUUGUAGCAAAACAAGGUUUGCUGGUUACACGAUGGUGUGCAAGGAUGAGGUUUACACAUGGUUCAAAAAUUUAUCUGGCCCGAAACGCAUCGACUUUGUGUGUGGAUUGCUACAUAUGUGCCUCCCCUUGGAACUCAGGUUUUUUGGAUCAGUUGUGGAGGAUUUGGCUAAAAAGGAUUACCACUAUUUGAGACAAGCAGAGAUUAAAUCAAAUGAUGCUAUAGAUUUAAAACAUUUGACACGUGUGACAGACGAAAUAGUCAGGCACAGACUUAGUGUAGCUCUAGCAUUAGUACAUUCAACGAACAGUGAUUGUUCGAAUACACUAUUCAAUAUUUUGACGUACCUCACGUCUUGUGUUAGUAUGAUACCUCUUAAUGAUCACAGUGCAAAGGAGCUUUUGCUCAUGUACAUUAUGGCCACAAACCAUCCAGCAUUUACAUUUGACCAGCGGCAGCGUCUAUUUGAGCAACAAAUGUCUAUAGAAAAUCACUGCAAGGACUUUUUACAGACUGAAGGAUGUGAUAGAUGUCAGGGUGGCUUGGUGACCACAGGGACUGAAACAGAUGGAUCUAUCAUACACAAACCAGUUUGCGUUGAGGAGAUUGCCGUUGAGUGUUGUAGAUUUAUCAACAAUCACUAUGAGUUUAACAUACAGGUGAGCUGGGACAAUGGAGACAUCUCAGAGGUGUGUAAAACUUACCAGGACCUACAUGAGUUUCACACAAAGUUGUUGAAACUGUUUCCCGAAGAAGCUGGAGCACAUCGUCAGAAACGGAAAAUCCCAUACUUUCAAAGUCUGCACAGCAAGCAGCGUGCACUGAAGGAGGAAUCACUGGAUCACAUCAAGUCAUUGGUUGUUGAGUAUACACAACAACUAGCUGCUCUGCCCUCAUAUAUCAUGGAAUGUGACCAUGUGGUGACAUUCUUCAAUGGGAUGACUGAUGACCAGACAACAAGCAGCAGUUCUGCCAAAUCAUCUCCAGUUAAUAACCAAUCAAAUGCUAUGAAUCAUGCCAAGUCUCUAAGGAACAGCCAAUCAGAGCCUGUAUAUACCCCUGAACCCCCUGAAGAUGGCAGCAUAAUCAGCCCGACAGGCCAAGUGAAAACAUGCACGAUUUAUAACUCUCAGAUUGGUGACUCUCCCAUCAAGCCAGUAACUCCCCCUAUUGGUAAGAUGGUUGAUCCAGUGCAACAAUCUGCGCCAAUCAACAAUGUCAACACCCUAGUCACAAACCAUAGACACACAUAUACGUUUGUGGCAAGUUCGCCUUCACCCCAUGGAUCUCCUCUCCCCUCCCCACUCUCUUCUCCACAUAUCUCCCCCUCCCUCUGCUCUCCAAUGGUGCUAACUAGUGGCGGUAGUUCUCCGGUACUACCCCCAGGGAACUCCCCUCAGUCCUCCCCAAGGCCAGGUAACGCAAUACAGCAGUGGCUGAAGAAGAUACGUCUUCACAAAUACGCAGACAGACUCAGUACUUACACAUUUGAAGAGCUCUUACGCUUGUCAGACAAAGAUUUUCAAAAUCAGGGACUUACAGAAGGUGCAAUCGGGAAACUGCGGCGAGAAAUCAACUGCAUCAAAGAAAACAAAAAUGUGAAUGGGAUCUCAAUGCUCGACCCCAAUGGUCACGUAGUAUUCAAACGCUCUCCACAAAAUGCUUCGCGUCAACUAAUGUCUCCCCCUGUGUACAAUAUUGCGCAAGGAUACCUUCAGCCAAGCGGACUUCUUGCACCAGUUCAGAAACUAUUUCCCCAGCAGAUGGAGCCAUCAGUUGCAAGUAGUAUCGAUAGUUCAUCAUUGUGCUCAGAAUACUCUAGUCCAGCUGCUAGCCCUGUGCCUGAACAUGUAAAGUCUGGAGAUAGCCAAGAUGAACUCAUAGAUUCAGACUCUCAACUUCAAAGCCCCACAAAUAGAGGAAGGGAAGACUUGCAUACACUUCUAAACAACUCAUUGGAUCAACUCGAGGCAUAUAGUAGCAGUCAGACUAAUAACCCCUGUGUAGACAUGGUGGAUGGGUCAGCCCCAUUGACUAGUCAAUUCUUAAAUAAUGCGCCUAGCCAGUAUGUGCCAACUCAGAACUCAGUUUCAGUGCUUAUUCCCUCAGAUAGGACUAUAUCAACUAGUUAUCAAUCACUAGUCACCAUAGCAACAGCUCCCUCUAGUGUGCUGGCCCCUGGUGAACAAACUAUAGUAAAUAUGCCAUCUGGUGGCCAAAUAAGAAAUAUAUUGCCUCCAGGAGAGCACAUGCCCCCUGGUGGCCAAAUACGGACAAUGAUGUUGCCAUCUAGUGAGCAGUCUGUCUCUGUAGUGCCACAGAGUGGCCAAAUAAGAAACAUGGUACCCUCGUGUGAGCAUACUUCAAUGCCCCCUGGUGGCAAUAUUAGGGCGAUGAGACCCCAAAUGAUUGGCCAUGUCAACCCACAUGUACCAAUACAAAUCUUGCCUCAUCCUAUGAUAUGGCAGCAACAGCAGCAAGUUCGCAUGCCCAGGCCUGCAAUUAAGCCCGCUGGUCACCAGACCAAUGCCCCUACUAAUUAUAUGACCUCAAAGGUACCUCUAAAUGGCACUCCAAACCCUGUCAGCCAGUCGGGCAGUUCUGUAGCCAGUGGCAACCCUAACUCUGUGAAUACCAACACAGUAAGUGACGUUGUAGCUGAUAUCAGUAAACCCCCAAUGAACAGUGUAAGCGUCUCAGCAUCACCAUUGGUCUGUGCAGGUGUACAAUCACCAGACAUCAUCGCCACUAGAUCAGGCAGCUCCUCUUAUGUGACUACAGUGCCAUCUAUCCCUGGGUAUCCUGUACAACAACAAGUGCCUCCAGCGCCAGUAGCUGACGAACUGAAUGAUAAAAACAAGCUGAAUAUCAGUACAGAUGGGCAGCCACCUAUUUAUAAAAGUGUUGUGACAUUUACACCCAUUCAGAAGUCUGCUAAUCCUAUGAUAAACUCAAUAGAAAAUGUCCAGUUCCGAGAUUCCGAGCUGGUGCCCCCCACCCAGUGUCACCCAAGGGCUGAAAGCCCAGCACGCCAAGAACCUCCCCAAAUGAUUACUGUGUCUCAGGCAGCGUGUGAUAAGCCCCUAGGGGUCAUACCCUCAACAAGUUGCCCACCUCCAGGGAAUAUAGUACCCCAAGAGAUCAUGUCACCCCCAAGUGGGCCACCCCCUGGGGUCAUUCCCCCUCAAGGUUGCCCACCCCCAGGGGUCAUGUUGCUUCCCCAAGGGGUAAUACCACCCUCAGGUCCACCUCCUGUGGGGGUCUCAUCUCCAAGCACUGUCUCCACAGACUCGGAUACUGCACAAUGUGUAGAUAACAUCGAUAACACUACAAAGAAGCUAGAUGAAGGGGAAUCUGUAUCAGUAUCAAAAAAUGUUCAAAAUUUUGAAAGUUUCCCGCAACAUCUGCCGCAUAGUUCUGCAGUUGUGCCUCAUUCUGGUUGGAACCAUCCAGUGGUGCCCCCUGGUGUACAAAUGUUGCCACCCCCUAUGAUCCCUGGUACUGAUCACCGCAACAUGACUGCAACUCCUCCCGGGGGACAGUCGGGACAUCAUGGAAGCCAGCCAUCUUGUAGUAACUGUGGAUGUAACGGGCAACAUAAUGCCGCGAAUUACGCACCAUAUAACGUAACAUUUAUCAGACAACCUCUGCCUUAUAUGGCGCAUCCUAAUUUCAUCCCACCGACUUCUAACGGACUAGUGAAUCACCUAGCUGGGCUUCCCUUUAGUCCUAUGCAUCAUGGACAUCUCCCAAAUGGCCUUAGUCAGGAUCUUAUGUACAAUCAACACAGUCACAAUGUUAACGUUUUGCCAUCGAGACCACCUGGAACUCCCCCAGGCCAUUUUAGACUACCCCAUAUGCCUUAUCAUAGCAUUGCCCAAAAGCCCCAUGGGAAACAUAGGCUGUCAUGUUAUAACUGUGGCGUGGCAGGACAUCGGGCGUCAGAAUGUACUCAGAAGACAAUGGACUCUGUGACAUCACAAGGUCACUAUCAUCUGAACUACCAGCCAAAAUCAGACUCUGACUGACAGGAGCAGUCUCACAGUUACCACAUAUAGAUUGACUGUCAGCAAAUAAUAUCGUAUACAGAAACCAUGUAGAUUAUGUCACUGUGAAGAUUCUGUUUCAUUGGCAACUAUGUACUAUAGUUUUAAGAGGGUAACGAUAAAUAUUGAGUCUCUAUGACAAUUGUAUACAUGAUGUAGCUAUGGCAACCAAGUAUAUAAUGUUAAAUGGUAACUUUGUACAUUUAUCACCACAUAUUGUCACUGGUAGCCACUAACAUCACGAUUCUAUGGUAAGCUCCAUACUUUUGUCACAGAGAGUAGUUACUAAAGAGACAAUAUAUAUAUUAUGACCUGGUGGUUGCUAUGUACAUUUAACAUCUGGUAACCACUUAUAGUAUGUCUUGUAUUGCAAUGAAUCAUGGUUUAAUGAAUCUGAAAUGUGAUUCACAGCAAACCAUUGCUUCUUCCAAGCCCUUUUUCUAAUCAUCCUUAUCUGCUGCGAUACAUGGAUCUGACAAAAGCCAUCUUUAUUGAGCAUAACUAGAUACAAGGCCAUCUAGUGAGCAUAAUUUGAUUUUUAAGGCCCUCUAGUGAGCAUAGUCUGAUGCUAGGCCAUCUAUUGGAGACUACAAUGCCAUCUUGUGGCAGAAAAACACUCAAUUUGACCAAAGACAUAAGGAAGUGAUUAAGAUUUGAAUAGAAUGAUUUGACUAAAUGGCAUGUAUACACACAUGUACAUGGACCAUAACGAGCCUUUUAUACAGUACUUAAAGUAUGUGCCAGAUGAUACCGGGCAGUCGGAAUAUUGGGUAACGACAUAAGUAUAUGUACAUUUUAUGUUAAUGUGGUGUGUAACUGCCACAUGUCCAAUCAAAAUAAGGAAAGUUUAUGUUUGCGCUGUACAUUAUAUGACGUACAACAAGCACAUAUCUCAUGAAUGCUGCUAUAUGCUUUAGUUUACAAGUUUAAGAUAAAACUGUAUUAUAUAAUAAUUACUAUUGUAUGUGAUGUGAGUGUUUUAUGACGUGUGACUGAGAAUUCAGAUUCAUUUAGUUACGCCAUAUUUUUGAAUGGUAAGUUUUACCAUGUAAUGUAUAAAGUAAUGUAUUUUAAAAGGUGUAACAUCAGAGCAUGUUAUUUGGAUGAGAGGUAUUGCUAAAAAAUGAUCAGACUAAAUCCCAACAAUUCUCGCAAGAAUCAGGGGGCCGUUUCUUUAAAAUGUUGUAAAAUUCAGUUGUAUUUUAUGAUACUCAUCAAUAGUUACUGUAAAUACCUACAAAUAUAUUUUGCAAAUCAAUAAUUUAAUUUGAUAUUUUAAGAUAAUGGCUCUGGAAUUAACAAAAGCCUCAUCGAUUCAACUUUCUGAAUUUAUUUAUGUUUUUGAACGUGACUGCCAUGACAUUGAUUUUGGGUAACUACUGUACUUUUUUUAUCACACUUUUAAAAAGUGCUUUAUUUUCAUUAUCUUACAUGUCUUAGAGACAGGCGCCACAUAAAUCUUGUUAUCAAAAUUCCAGGAAAACUGCUUCUCCGUUGAAAUUCUUACAGAUGUUACAGAUGCAAUAACAGACUAGUGCCGAGAUUUUGAUUUGGUUUUGUGCAUGCUUACUUCGCAUUCUUACUUAUCAGCUGGCGUCCUGCACAAAUGUGACUGGCGUGUUACAUGGCAGCCAUUUUGCUCUUCAUACUUCAAAGUUCGAUAUUUAUCACUGUGUGACUUAAAAUAUUUAUUUGCAACAAUGAACUACAUUUUUGAGGGUAUUACCUUGGAGUAUUUGGUGUAAGAAGAGGAUACAAACAAAUAUAAGUAUUUAUAAAAGUGUAGAAUUCUCUAUUGAAUUUUAUUUAUCUGGAAGAUAAUGCAUUAAGAAGGAAUUUUAUUCGAAAGAAUGAAAUAUUGCAAUAGUAUGUAAAAAGAAACAAAAACGGGUAGAAUAUUUUAAGUGUAUUUGUAUAAAGUAUACUGUAUAAAGCAACUUUUGCCAAACAUUCAGUCAUUGAUUGCUAACUCAGUUAUGGAUUGCAAAUUCAGAAAUGGAUUGCCAACUCUUGUUUUGGAUUGCAG
Molecule: messenger RNA, 6146 nt
Organism: Owenia fusiformis
Lineage: Eukaryota; Metazoa; Annelida; Polychaeta; Sabellida; Oweniidae
Source: the annotation of a GenBank genome assembly